This is a messenger RNA of Hordeum vulgare subsp. vulgare (domesticated barley), 1341 nucleotides long. RefSeq lists its product as uncharacterized. The transcript has a single exon. Gene Ontology annotation, molecular function: protein binding. The record is from RefSeq and is a predicted model, not a curated record. Bases 1 to 1197 code for a protein of 398 amino acids. Lineage: Eukaryota; Viridiplantae; Streptophyta; Magnoliopsida; Poales; Poaceae.
AUGGCGUGCGGCGGUACCCGCAUGGAGUGGUCCUCGCUGCCGGCCGAUCUUGUUCUCGCCAUCUUCGCGCUGCUCCCCUCCGACGCCGACCGCGUCCGCUUCCGCGCCGUCUGCCAGGGGUGGGCCGCGGUGGCAGCGUUCUGGCGCCCGCGGCCGUGGCUCGUCGGCUCCCGCACCGACCGCUCCGGCCAGGGCGCCGCCAUGUCGUCCUUCUGGCUCUCCCAGGCCGGCCGCCUCGUGCCGUUUGCCGCCGCCGUGCCUUCCGGGCUGGAGUACCUCUCCUCCUCCCACGGCUACCUCGUGCUCUCCGACCCCGGGGCCGUCCCCAAGGCGAUUACGCUGGUCAACCCCGUCACCGGCCGGCGCAUCUCGCUCCCUCCCAUCGCCUUCUUCAAGAAGUGGCACGACGUGGCCACCGUCGUGUUCUCGGCCGAUCCGGGCGGGGCCGCCGACUGGGCCGCGGUGGCCGCCGGCUUCCCGGCCAACCGCAUCGCCUACUACAGCUCCGCAUCGGGGGCGUGGACGCCCCUGGAUUUCAGCGCCGCCGGGUACGCCGGGGUCGAGCACUACAGGGGGCGGUUCUACGUGGCCUUCAAGAACCAGCUCUGCGUCAUCUGCGAGCUCGAGUGCGGCGCGCCCCCUGCCGUCAUCCCGCUCGAGCACGUCGACGGCGACGACGGCGGCGGUGGAUCCGACGAUGACGAGCAGGUCCCUGGAAGCGGCAGGUCCGUCGCCCUCGACGCGCACCUGGUGGAGUGCGACGGCCAGCUGCUGCUCGUGUCGGUGCGCGACGAGACGGACUACAACUCGGACAACGACAUUGGCGCGGGCGACGCCGACGCCGACGGCGAGGACAGCACCGGCGGCGGCGGCAGCACCCGCGUGGUCGAGGUGCACAGGGUGGAAUUGGUCGGGGACGGCGCGGUGCGGCUGGUGCGGGUGCAGGACCUCGGCUGGCACGCGCUCUUCCUGGGCCGGAACCGAGCGUUCGCGCUCUCGCCGGCGGACUUCCCGGCGUGCCGCGUCAACUGCGUCUACCUCUUGGACAGGCAGGGCCACCCUGACGGGGUCGUCAGGGUGGUGAACAUGGAGAGCCAGUGGGCUCGCCUCGAGGAGACGAUCUAUCCCGACGACGGCCGGCGAGGUUUGCCCUCGGUCGGCUGGGCUCGCCGUGGCUGGUUCUUCCCAAAUUAUUAGCCCCAGCAUUGUUAUAAGCCUCUAAUUGACUGCUACCGUUUCAACAUUCAUACUUCAAACUACGAUUUUUGGGGUUAUGAACCUUGAGCAUAACACAGUUAAUUUCUUUGACAUCAAUCAGAAAUGUUAUUAUGGGUUUGGUGA